Molecule: messenger RNA, 1999 nt
Organism: Xenopus laevis (African clawed frog)
Lineage: Eukaryota; Metazoa; Chordata; Amphibia; Anura; Pipidae
Gene: kissr2.L
Product: G-protein coupled receptor 54
Exons: 5
Coding region: 433-1572 (379 amino acids)
Source: RefSeq, a predicted model, not a curated record
AAGAAAACAUUACAGUAACUGGGAUGUGCUUUGCUGCCUGGCAACUGUACACCAAGGAUUUUUCUUCACUCUGCAGAUUCCACGUGUUGCCAUUUGCACUAUAAAUCACGGAAUAGAGUUAUCUGGCACUUCUGCUCUGUUUGUGGAAGCAGAACAUAACCUCUCACAGUCCUGGAAUUACACAAACAAGACCAUCAAGAGGAAAGCGCCUGCAAAGCAAUGAAACAAAGCAAGUGAAUUAAACAUGGAAAGGCUUUUACCAUUUCAUCUGCAACUCUUUUUAUUUUAAAGAAUAAGCAUCUUCACUCUGAUUCAACAUGCAGCAUUACAAUAUGGGUGUUUCUCUGUAAAAUAAAUAGAAGGGCAUUUUUCUAUUAACGCUGCAGCUGAGCUUCUACUCUUUAAUCCAUUUAAAUUUCCUCAUACCUGUUGAUGGCUCUCGAAGAAGAAAUACUUGACGAGAUGCUGAACCUGUCCUGGGGGACUAUAAACAGCAGCAUGUUGGGGGAUGUAUACAGGACCAAUGAAUCCCUGGUGAACCGGACUGAGACUGGAACCCCACCAUUCUUGACUGAUGCCUGGCUUGUGCCUCUUUUCUUUGCCCUGAUCAUGUUGGUUGGGCUGAUUGGAAACUCUCUUGUUAUUUAUGUCAUCUCCAAACACAGACAGAUGAGGACUGCCACAAACUUUUAUAUAGCAAACUUGGCAUCCACUGAUAUCAUGUUCCUUGUGUGCUGUGUGCCUUUUACUGCAACGCUCUAUCCUCUUCCCAGUUGGAUAUUUGGAGACUUCAUGUGCAAGUUUGUGGCCUAUUUACAGCAGGUAACAGUGCAAGCCACUUGUAUCACCCUGACAGCAAUGAGUGCCGACCGAUGCUAUGCCACACUAUACCCACUGAGAUCUCUGCGUCAUCGCACCCCAAAAGUAGCCAUGCUUGUUAGCAUCUGCAUAUGGAUAGGAUCACUACUUCUGUCCACACCCAUCAUACCUUAUCAAAAGAUCCAAAAGGGUUACUGGUAUGGGCCAAGGACUUACUGCAUAGAGCAAUUCCCAUCAGAUAUUAUGAAGAAGGUCUGCAUCUUGUACCAGUUCCUAGCUGUUUACUUGCUGCCCUUAUUGACCAUAUGUCUGUGUUACUCAUUGAUGCUGAAAAGGGUUGGUCGGCCAGUGGUGGAGCCAACUGACAACAAUUACCAGGUCCAGCUGCUAUCAGAAAGAACUAUUGCUAUGAGAAGCAAAAUCUCCAAGAUGGUUAUAGUGAUCGUUCUGCUUUUCACUAUCUGCUGGGGUCCCAUUCAGCUCUUCAGCCUAUUUCAAGGAUUUUACCCAGGCUUUCAAGCCAACUAUGCAACCUACAAAAUCAAAACGUGGGCCAAUUGCAUGUCUUAUGCAAACUCUUCUAUCAAUCCCAUAGUCUAUGGCUUUAUGGGAGCAAGCUUCAGAAAGUCUUUCAGGAAAGCAUUUCCUUUUAUGUUUCGAAACAAAGUAAGGGAUGCAAGUAUUACUUCUGCAACUGCAAAUAAUGAGAUGAAGUUUGUUGCCAUGGAGUCGACCAAUAAUGAGCUUAAGUAGAACUAUCAGAUUUUUGGAUUCUUUACAUGCACUUAAUAAAUCAAGAUGGAUGCUUUCGAGUGACUUGGUUAAAUUGAAGAGAAUAACUUAUAUUAUAGCAAGCAGUCUGGAAUUGAAAUCUAUGGAUUCUGGCAAAUGCCAGAGGAGCUGCUGUAUGAUGCCAUAGCCAGUUACUGUUCAUUGGGCCUGUGGGGGCUGUUUGGGCUUAUUUUGAAUCUCAGUCUGGACCUUAUAGCAUACUCAUUUCAAAUGAUUUCUGGAGAAAAUCUUUUUUUCCUUUCAGUAUUUUUAUAUGAUGAGAACAUGAGUGCAUGAAGAAUAUGUACAUGUAACAAAUUUGGAAGAGGAAAGACAUACAAUUUUUAGAACUUACAAUUAAAUGAACACACACAUUUUCUUGGAAAAAAACCCUUCACAUUAAGAUAUA